AUUUUCUUGCUGACAGAUUUCAUGGAUAUGAACUCUAUGUCACCGGUGUAAUAGCCAUCUAUUUUUAUGAUUUAAUUAUACACGCUAAAGAAGAUUGGUCUUGGUAUUUAAGAAGGAAAUGGAUCGUCCCUGAUUUUGCGUUUUUCAUUCUCGACAAGAUAAACACACUAUUCUAUUGUGCGAUCAUUUUAUUUUUCCUACAUUACGCUCAUCACACUCCAUCAACUUGCGAAUCCACGGAAAUUAUUUCAACAUGUUUUUACGCAUUAGGCAUCAGCCUUCAAUGUUUAGAAAUGCUCUCGAUUCUCCGGUCGUAUUACUCCACUUCCAUCCUCUUGCUCAUCUCUCUAUUUGCUUAUUCCGGUGCAACGUGUAUUUUUCACGUUUCAAACAUCUUCGGAUUUGGUAUUUUUACCGUGGGGAACGAUGGAAAUUGUUACCUACAACCAGGACAAACACCAGAACCAUGGAUUCCCGUCGCAUUCAUAAUGAUGGCAAUCUUUAGUUUGAUCAUUUUCGGAUUAAUCGCGGUCAAAGUGUAUUCGUUGAGGUGUUGGAAUGAACUUGAGAAGAUGCGCUGGCGUUGCCUCUUCUUCGAUGACGGCAUCUCAUAUUUAGUGUUGAACGUUACAUUUCAGAUGAUCAAUGUUGUCUUCAUCCUCGUAAAGACAAACUACAUAGAUAACUUUGUUAAUGUUGCACCAACACUUAUCAUUACUUCAAUCUGUUGCCAAAGAUUAACUGUCCUGAGCGCGAGUUCAAUCGUCAAUCGUUAUUCCACCUCUUCGCUUCUGGGUUUUUCAAUUAAAAAAAAGUCCAUAGAUAGCUCAAACAUCUCCACGCCCACAUUGCUCCCCCAAUACAACGAAUAUAACAGAUACACGAUUGAUAGUAUAUCAGGAGGAAUCUCUCGACAAUUAUCGAUCUCACAAAAAUAUCCGCCACAAAUUCCCCAAAACAUCUCAUCAAGAAUCAGUCAAGACUUCACCAGUUCAUUAGUAACCAUCAUCAAUAGUUUUAGCAUCACGGAUAACUUCAUGUUAAACGAUAAUUUACUGAAUUCUUUAAAUUCCCUUAGAAAUAGCAUAACAAGUUUUUUUGGUAGUAAUCAUUCUUCUGUAAAAAAUCAUAGACUUUUAGAGGAGGGGGGUUACACACAGGAAAGUAUUCGGAAUUACAGUAGAACGGAGGACGUGAAUUUCUCUUCGCGUAUAAGCGUCAUCUCCAUACAAAAUAAUGAAAGGGACGACAAGUCCUACGAAUUGGUGUUGUCACCACCACAAAAUAUAUAUAGCCCCGAAGGUGAAGGAGGGAAAUUACGUCUUUCGGGACCUAGACCAAGAGUUAUUAUGCCCGAAAGCCAAAUUGAUCUAUAUUGCUUUUGGUAUAGUAAUGCGAACGAAGGGAUUUUAAAAGAAGAAGACGUGUUCUUGUUUCCUCCCAUACCACCGAAAGCUCAAAAUAUUAAUGAAGACCUUUAUUAG
Molecule: messenger RNA, 1484 nt
Organism: Acaulospora morrowiae
Lineage: Eukaryota; Fungi; Glomeromycota; Glomeromycetes; Diversisporales; Acaulosporaceae
Source: the annotation of a GenBank genome assembly